AUGGCUAAGCAAUUAAUUAUGUAUACAAAUGAUGCUGUUGAAGCAACAUUUUCUGAUGGUUCAAAAAUUUUUCUCGCACCAUGUGCUACUGAAUACGUUGUUCAACAAGGCAAUCAUGCACAAGGUAUUAUGACUACUAAACAUCGUACAAUAUAUACAACAAGUACAUUAUUACCACGAAUUCGAUCUAUUUUAACAUUUCGUAAUUUAUAUGCUCAACAACCAUUUCUUGUUCCAGCACUUGUUGAUUCUGAUCAAUGUUAUCAAUCAACAGGUACAGCAUCACAUGUUCGUUGGUCUCCUAAUAUUUCUCUUCCAACUAUUUCUAUUGAUGAUCCAACUCAAACAUGGUCAUGGAUAUCUUUAUGUGGUCGAGCUCGAAUUGAUAUUUCUCAAUGUCGACAAAUUGUUUAUAUAACACAUCCUUUACAAGUUUCACGUGUUUUAACAAAACAAACGAAUGAUAUUGAUAAUGAUAUUCCAACAAAAUAUAUUCAUAUAUUUGCACCUGUUCGUCGAUGUUUCUCUUCUCAUAGAUUACCUAAUUAUUUAUCUAAAUUUGUUAAUAAAUGUCUUCAACUUAUAGAACAACUAUCAAAUAAUCAAAAUUCAUUUGAUAUUGAUGAUAAUGAUGAUGGUGAAUGGAAUUUUCAACUACCAUUACCAUUACCGAGUUCAUCGUGUCCACAAGCUCAUCGUCAUCGUUUACAUCAUGAAAUGAUGUUUGAGGCUGAUAUACAUAUUUUACAAACAACAAUAGUUACAUACAGAUUAGAAUAUGAGAAUCCAAUAAGUAUAGAAGCAUUUAUUACUGAUGAAAAUAAUCAAUAUUUAAUGGAUUAUUUUAUUACUUGUGAUAUUCAAUCAAGUUUUUAUAAAUAUUAUUCAAUUAAAGAUAAGGAAUGUCGACUAUUAACAUUAUCUGAACAUGCUCUGCCACCUCACAAUGAAAGAUUAUUACAAAUAAUUCGUUUUAUGUCUAAUAUGCGUCAAAGAUUAAUUAGUAUGACUCGUCGUGUUCAAGAGCGACCAUGUUGGUUGCAAGAAGAUAUAGUAUUAGACAAUCAUACGAUUAAUGAUACUACCGAACAAUUGGGAUUAUCUUCAUUAGAAAAUGAAAUUGAUGAUGAAGAUAAUAUUUAUCGUCAAACAUCUAUUGUUAACAUUGGACAUUUUAAAUAUUUUCUUGAUAAUCAUAUUCAAAUUAAAUUUUCUAAUGGUUUUAUUUUGUAUAUGACAUCUGAGCAAGUUCAUUCUUGUCAGAUGAAUCCAUCUAUUAAUUUUCAAUGUCGAAUAACAGAUAAGAAAAAACAAACAACUAUCGACGUUUUCGAUGGUAUAACAGAACCUGGUUGUUAUGAACAAUAUAUAUCAGCUGCAAUAGAUUGGUGUAUGUGGGUAUGGAAUGAAAAACGAACUGAAGAACAACGUAAUUUAGCAAAUAGUAUUCAAGAAGAAUUAUUUCGUUUAAAACUAUUUUCAAAUAUGAAUCAAAUAAAAGAUUAUCAACAGUCUACAACAAUAAAUCCACCAAUAACAAAUCAAAUUGAAUAUUAUUCACCAGAUGAUAUUAAACAAAUACUUGAACGAACUGCACAAUUUACAAGAACACAAUCAUCUUGA
Molecule: messenger RNA, 1623 nt
Organism: Adineta steineri
Lineage: Eukaryota; Metazoa; Rotifera; Eurotatoria; Adinetida; Adinetidae
Source: the annotation of a GenBank genome assembly